UUAAAGGGCCUCCCGGUGAAAGCAGAAAGCUGUUUAUUUUCUGUGACAUCACUUCACUUUGCCUUCGAAGGCUGGUCUGUGCUCAGUGUUUUCGUGGUGAUGCAAGUCGGCUCUCUCCUCCAGCAGUUGGAUCCCUCCCAUCUCACAGUACCUCACAGGUCUCUUCCCCCGAGCAGUGCAUUGCUGGAGCGAGGAGAAGCUCACGAAUCAGCUGCAGGUCUCUGUUUUGAAAAAGCAGAGAUACAGAGGCAGAGGAAAAGGGUGGACUCCUAUGUGACCUGUUCUUAGAGCAAGACAAUCACCAUCUGAAUUCCAGAAGCCCUGUUCAUGGUUGGGGAUAUUUUCUCGACUGCAUGGAAUCAGAAAGAAGCAAAAGGAUGGGAAAUGCCUGCAUUCCCCUGAAAAGAAUUGCUUAUUUCCUAUGUCUCUUAUCUGCGCUUUUGCUGACUGAGGGGAAGAAACCAGCGAAGCCAAAAUGCCCUGCCGUGUGUACUUGUACCAAAGAUAAUGCUUUAUGUGAGAAUGCCAGAUCCAUUCCACGCACCGUUCCUCCUGAUGUUAUCUCAUUAUCCUUUGUGAGAUCUGGUUUUACUGAAAUCUCAGAAGGGAGUUUUUUAUUCACACCAUCGCUGCAGCUCUUGAGCCUUGCAAACAACAAUCUCCAGACACUCCCAAAAGAUAUUUUCAAAGGCCUGGAUUCUUUAACAAAUGUGGACCUGAGGGGUAAUUCAUUUAAUUGUGACUGUAAACUGAAAUGGCUAGUGGAAUGGCUUGGCCACACCAAUGCAACUGUUGAAGACAUCUACUGUGAAGGCCCCCCAGAAUACAAGAAGCGCAAAAUCAAUAGUCUCUCCUCCAAGGAUUUCGAUUGCAUCAUUACAGAAUUUGCAAAGUCUCAAGACCUGCCUUAUCAAUCAUUGUCCAUAGACACUUUUUCUUAUUUGAAUGAUGAGUAUGUAGUCAUCGCUCAGCCUUUUACUGGAAAAUGCAUUUUCCUUGAAUGGGACCAUGUGGAAAAGACCUUCCGGAAUUAUGACAACAUUACAGGCACAUCCACUGUAGUAUGCAAGCCUAUAGUCAUUGAAACUCAGCUCUAUGUUAUUGUGGCCCAGCUGUUUGGUGGCUCUCACAUCUAUAAGCGAGACAGUUUUGCAAAUAAAUUCAUAAAAAUCCAGGAUAUUGAAAUUCUCAAAAUCCGAAAACCCAAUGACAUUGAAACAUUCAAGAUUGAAAACAACUGGUACUUUGUUGUUGCUGACAGUUCAAAAGCUGGUUUUACUACCAUUUACAAAUGGAACGGAAACGGAUUCUACUCCCAUCAAUCCUUACACGCGUGGUACAGGGACACUGAUGUGGAAUAUCUAGAAAUAGUCAGAACACCUCAGACACUCAGAACGCCUCAUUUAAUUCUGUCCAGUAGUUCCCAGCGUCCUGUAAUUUAUCAGUGGAACAAAGCAACACAAUUAUUCACUAACCAAACUGACAUUCCUAACAUGGAGGAUGUGUACGCAGUGAAGCACUUCUCAGUGAAAGGGGACGUGUACAUUUGCUUGACAAGAUUCAUUGGUGAUUCCAAAGUCAUGAAAUGGGGAGGCUCCUCGUUCCAGGAUAUUCAGAGGAUGCCGUCGCGAGGAUCCAUGGUGUUCCAGCCUCUUCAGAUAAAUAAUUACCAAUAUGCAAUUCUUGGAAGUGAUUACUCCUUUACUCAAGUGUAUAACUGGGAUGCAGAAAAAGCCAAAUUUGUGAAAUUUCAGGAAUUAAAUGUUCAGGCACCAAGAUCAUUCACACAUGUGUCCAUUAAUAAGCGUAAUUUUCUUUUUGCUUCCAGUUUUAAGGGAAAUACACAGAUUUACAAACAUGUCAUAGUUGACUUAAGCGCAUGAGACACCAAAUUCUGUGGCUGCCAUCAGAAAUUUUCUACAGUACAUGACCCGGAUGAACUCAAUGCAUGAUGACUCUUCUUAUUACACUUGCAAAUGAAUGCCUUUCAAACAUUGAGACUGCUAGAACCAAGCACUACCAGUAUCUCCAUCCUUAACUGUCCAGUCCAGUGAUGUGGGAAGUUACCUUUUAUAAGACAAAAUUUAAUUGUGUAACUGUUCUUUGCAGUGAAGAUGUGUAAAUAAGCGUUUAAUGGUAUCUGUUACUCCAAAAAGAAAUAUUAAUAUGUACUUUUCCAUUUAUUUAUUCAUGUGUUCAGAAACAACUGCCAAAUAAAAUGUUUACAUUUUCUUUCAUAUCCCAAAGGUAAUUAUUUACAGGAGCUGUUUUAUUCUUGUUGUUGGUUUGUUGAAGAAAUAGUUUUAUAUAAUAGCUUUGUAUUUGGAUCAAGGAUUUACAGUGUGAAUAAUGAAUGAAGAUAAAAUUAUGGGUAAUCUGAUAUUGAUUACCCAUAAUUUAUGACCAGGUUUAUAUGUGGCUCGAUCAGAUGAUUUUUAACAUUCAAAGGUAUUUCCAAAGGUCAUGGCCUUUCGGGAUAAUUUGAGGUGAAAUGGUGACAAAUUAAAAGAAAGGUAGAGAAAUUUGCCUACUACAAGAGGACUGAUUUGAAAUUAGUGACAGCAAGACCCAUCCUUUCCUGACUGAUAGCCCCAGCUAAAAUCAUCACUCAGACAACUUCUAGGAGAAAGUAAAAUCAAGAAUUAGGAUCUCAAUACUCUAUUUAGGGUCUUCCUAAACAUCUGACAGCUGAUAGAGAUUGUAACCUUACAGCGUUUGCCUCAAAUGUACCUGUCAUGAAGGCCUCUUAAUCUGACCAAGGAUGCUUCACUUCUAGAUACAAUUUUGAUUUGUUAUUUACCUGCUGCAGAGUGCCCAAAAGGCUCAUACCUGAUUUUCUAAAUUUCUGCUUCUGGAUCACAUGGGUCAUUAGCACAAUGCCUGUGAUACAGUAGGCUCUCAAAAAAUGCUUUUAAAGAAGCAUGUGUCCUCCUGUUAUAAUAUCAUAAUAAACUUUCUGAGGCCUUUUGACCUAAUUAUUGCCUACCUCCUAAGAAUGGGGUAUUGUUCAGCAGGGGUGGGGGACUGAGGCAGAAUAAGGCCCUCUGAGGCCUUAGAAGACUAACUGGGGUGUUACAACACAAAAAACCUACAGAGCAAGCAGUGAGUGCCAAGUACCUUCUAAACAUUCCAGAUUAUAAGUAUCCUGGGAGUACCAAGAUGACUUUCUGGAAGUCUAGGUUCUUGUUUGAACUUAAAAGGAAGAUGUAAUUUCAAAGGGGGAUCAUGGCAGAGAAGAUAUUCCUGGCACGAACUGGUUCUGUGUGCUGCCUUCACGGAGGUGGUCAGAGCUUGCUCCUGCUCAUGGUUUGCUGGACUCUUUUGCCAUGUAAGUGUGGUCGGGAAGGGCAGACGGCAGCCCCUGGCAUAUCUAGAAGACUUGAGGCAUCAAAGGUACACACAUACUUACAUAGUUUCUGUGAAGCAAUUCCCUGGAGAUUAUGCACAGGAACCAGAUUCCCAUAUGGGAAAGAUAAUAACUCUGACAUCAGGAUUAUGGGAGAGAAGAAUACCUCACUCCCAAACUGGCCUUUGAAUGUCUUAUUUUUUUCAGUUCCCUUUUCCUGUAAGCAGCAUCAUAUGCUAUUGGAGAACACCUGCUCUGUACAGGCUAGGUUGAACUCCAGCUCUGCCAUGUACUGGCCUUGUCCACAGGCCAGUUGCUUAGCCCCGCUGAGCCUCAGUUUCUUUCCCUGUAAAGAGGGACACUAAUACCUACUUCCAAAGAUAAUGAAAGGAUUAAAUGAGACAGUACAUGCACGGCGGAUUUUAUUUCCCAGAUAUGACCACAACAAUAGCUGCCAUCCCAUGUGCUCUGUGACAGCCUUUCCCCCAUCCCCUCAAGAGGCAGUACCUAGUUCACCUACUCUUAAACGUGAAUGAAUUUAUGACUUGCUCGUAAUAGAAUGUGGUGGGAAUAAUAUAGUUGAUUUCUGAGGCUAGGUCAUAAAAACGAUGAAGCUUCUCUCCUACCUUGUAAACUGGGACACUUGAUUUUGGAGCUGUGAGCAGCCACCUUCAAAAGUCCUACUAGCCUGAGGCUACCGUUCUGUGAUGAAGCCCAGCCCCCAUGGAGAAACCACACGUAGGUGCCUUGGUCAACAGACCCAGCCAAGGCCAUCCUCAGCCACCGGUUCUGUGAGUGAAGACGCCUCUGGGUGAUCCCAGCUCCAGCUGACAAGUCACUACCAGACUUCAGAUCUUCCCAGCAGAGGCUCCAGACAUUGCAGAGCAGAGACAAGCCAUCCCCACUGUGUCCUGUCCAAAUGCCUGACCCACGGACUCUAUGAGCAUAAUAAAAUGGCUUAAAUUGUUUUAAA
Macaca mulatta (Rhesus monkey) is the source of this 4319-nucleotide messenger RNA. It is a transcript of the gene LGI1, whose product is annotated as leucine rich glioma inactivated 1. The record is from RefSeq and is a predicted model, not a curated record. Lineage: Eukaryota; Metazoa; Chordata; Mammalia; Primates; Cercopithecidae. Gene Ontology annotation, molecular function: protein binding.